Messenger RNA from Closterium sp. Yama58-4, 717 nucleotides. The record is from the annotation of a GenBank genome assembly. Lineage: Eukaryota; Viridiplantae; Streptophyta; Zygnematophyceae; Desmidiales; Closteriaceae.
AUGAACAUUUUGCGUAGCACUAUCCAGCGCUGCUGGUGGCGCACCGAAUGCCUCCCGCGGGCGUGGGCGAUGGAGAUGCAGGACGUGGAGCUCCCCGCUGACCCUCAGCUCCCGGCUGGCGGCGACAUCGGCCUGGACGAGGAUGUGAACGACGUCGGUAUUUUGAUCGACCGCCUCGGCCUCGGGCCGUCGGCGAUGGCCGCGGCGGAGUUUGUCAGCAUAGAUGACAACCAGCCGGUGUGCGCCGAGCCAAGCGAGGACCCCUUGGCGCUGGAGCCGGCAUCGGCGGACACGGCGCACGUGUGGGAGGCGCUUGCGUCGAUGCAGGCGGUGUACGACGACAACAACUCUGCGACGCGCGAAGCACGUCGCACGGCUCGCGCCGCGUGCGAGAUGCUCAUCGGGUACGCCCGUGCGACGUGCAUCACGCCGAGGGAUUUGUGCGCGCUGUUUGACAUCCGCAACCCCCUGAUCAUCGCGCGGAUGGAGCGCGCGAGCCCGGCGCUCAACCUGAACGCCGCUCCGGCGCCCGUCAUGACGCACGAGGACACCCCGCCAGCAGAGACUCCACGUCGCCGUGGUCGCGUUCUGCCGGCGUGGAUGACGGUGCCGACCCCUGACUGGAUUGCCCAGUCUGCUCGCCGGCAGGAGCUCAUUGACGCUGGGGCGCCCGCCGUGAUGGGCGGCUACAGUAUGUCGCGGCGGCUGAGUGGAUGA